Messenger RNA from Symbiodinium necroappetens, 3774 nucleotides. The record is from the annotation of a GenBank genome assembly. Lineage: Eukaryota; Dinophyceae; Suessiales; Symbiodiniaceae.
AUGGUUCCUUGUCGAGGUGUAUCUUGCUCAACCUUUGCAUGCGAAACGGUGAAAAUCCACGGGCUGCUUGCCUUGCCGACAUCAUGGCUCAAGCCCAGAAGUCUCUGUAUUCCUGUCUAUCUUCACUGUCCACAGCAUGAUGAUGACGGACGACCAGAUUUUCCUUCAUCUGGACAAAUUAGUUGCGUCAAUGCUCUCACCCGUCCUGCUCGACCGGCAGUUUUUGAUCAUGAACUGCGACGAAGAUUCCGACGACGAUGGCGGCUGAGGCUGAAGUGCAACAACAGCAACCGGGCAAUGCGGGCCUGUCUGCGGCGGGCCUCUGGGAAGUCCAAGGCUUGCCCGCACCCCACAGAUCUUGCACCUCCACGAGGCGGCAUGUCAAAGUUGCAGGCCUUGGCAUCGAGAGGCAAGAGCAAAGCGGUUCUCGAGGUCUUGGCUGCCAUGCAGGGAGUCUCUCUUUUUCAUGUCAAUGCCAGCAUGACGGCAUUUGGCAAAGCCAUGCACUGGCAGGCUUGCAUGGAGCUCUUCUUCUCCCUGCCGGAGCUGAAAGCCACCCCCGACGUCGUUACCUACAGUGCCGCCAUUUCCGCGUGCCAGAAGGGUGGACAAUGGCAACUGCCUCUGGAGCUCUUCGAGAGGGCCCAACAGACCAUCAGUCCAGACGUCGUUCUCUUCGGCGCGGUGCUGGGUGCGUGUGAAGUCGGCGCUCAGUGGCAAUCAACAAUACGGCUGUUGCAAGCCAUGCAGACAACUCGCAUCAGCCCAAACAACAUUAAUUACAAGGCUGCCAUUGGGGCCUGCGGCCGUGCUGAAAACUGGCAAGUGGCGGUGCAUCUCUUCCGGGAAAUGCCCGGGGCUGCCAUGAAUCCGAAUGUAAUCAUUUACAACACCACCAUCACGGCUGCUGAGAAGGCUGGGGUGUGGCCAUUGGCACUGGCACUUUUCCAUGAGAUCAAUGCCGUCCACCUGCAGCCUAACAUCAUCAGCUACAGCGCCACAAUCAGUGCCCUUGCGAGGCCUGGCCACUGGCAGCUCGCCCUGCACUUUUCCGCGGACCUGAAGCGUGCACAGCUGUCUCCCAACGUGUACAGUUAUGCUGCCGCCAUCAACGCUUGCGAGAAGGGCGCAGAGUGGCAGUUAGCACUGGCUCUGCUAGGCGAGGCGGAAAAUGUCGCACCCAGCACGGUGGCGUACAAUGCGGCUAUCUCCGCUUGCGCCAAGGCUGGGCAUUGGCAACAUGGGCUGGCUCUGUUUACUCGCAUGGUGCAGGCUCAGCUGGACAGGGACGUUUACAGCUACAAUGCGGCCAUCAGUGCGUGUGAGCGUGCAGGAAGCUCCGAAAUGGCAGUGACCCUGCUCGAGUCCAUGGCAUCUGAGACGAUCACGCCCACGGCAAUCAGCUACAACGCAACGAUGAGUGCCUGCGAGAAGGACUCCAAUUGGCAGCAAGCACUGGCCUUGUUCUUCGGCUUGUUCGACCUACUGCCGCCCAUCGCCCCUACAAUCGUGAGCUACGGCUCUGCAAUCUCUGCAUGUGCAAGCGGUGCGCACUGGCCUUUGGCACUGCAUCUGCUCGCGGCCAUGCCUCCAGCCCAUCUCCAGCCCAGCACAAUUUGCUAUACAGCUGCCAUGAGUGCUUGCGAGCUUGGAGAUCAGUGGAAACUGUCGCUUGCUUUGUUCGACCAAAUGGAGUGCUCUGGUGUCGAUGUGGACCUUUGCAGCUACAAUGCAGUGGCCAGUUCCUGUGGCACAGGCGGUCAGUGGCAGAUGGUAUGCCAGAUUUUCGAUCAGAUCUGCGAAGCCAACUUUUCUCCAGAUGUUUAUACGUACAAUGCAGCCAUAGGUGCAUGCACACGAAGCGGGGAGUGGCAGCUGGCCCUGCACUUCUUUGCUCGCAGCACGGACCUGAACUCAGCCAGCAUGAAUGCUGUGCUCGCUGCAGGGGAACGAGAUGGCAUGAGAAGAUUCGAGAAGCACCAGAUUUACCCUAGGCUGCUGGCAAAGGCAGUGGACAUUCUGGAUCUCCACGAUUGUAACUCUGAGGCGGCGACGCUGGCAGUUCGAUGGUGGCUCUCCCAGGUGGUUCUUCCUAUUCUCUUAAAAUACGGAGACCGCAAGUUCAUCCUCGUCACGGGCUGGGGGAAGUCCAAACCAGCUCGGAAAGGCACUGGCAGCGACGUGCAGGAAGCUGUACUCUCGCUGCUACUCUCUUGCGGUUUGCCAGCCAAGGUCCAGGACCACAACAAAGGUCGGCUGGAAGUGCCAGACAAGGGGCCGGACAGGCAGGGGGAAUUUUGCUGCACCAUUGGCCCAGCGGCACGGCAACUGCGAGAGGCCGUGCUUGAGGCAGUACAGAAGGACUUUGAAAGCAGGAUGGAGAGGUACAGAGACGAGGUGCAGUAUCUUCGCCAAAAGUGCGAUGAGAAGGAGAAGCGGUGCGAGCAGCUCAUGGCAGAGAAGGGCGCACUUUCUGUGGCACCCACAGCUAGCACAGUUUUGAUUGUGCAGCCACAGCAGUCCUCACCUGAGAACGACUGUUUGCCAUCAAGCAUACACGGCGCGGAUGGUGGUUCUUCCGACACGCCCUUGUUGGACAGACCAGAGGGGGCGAAGGAGCCCCAAGUCUUCCUGCAAAUUCGAGAAUUUUUUCUGACAGAGGUGGGCUACCCGAAUGUUGGGAAGUCCUCCCUCUUCAAUGCUUUUGCGGGUCAGCUUCCUGGAAGUUGUCUUAUCUUGCGCGGAGCUGUGAAAAUUGGAGCCGACCUUCACACCGGAGAUCUCUCGCUAGGUGCUGCAGUUGCUGCAGCAGAGAACUUCCCGUUCUGCACCAUCGAGCCCAACAUCGUCAAGGUGGGUGUGCCGGACUCUCGACUGGAUAGCUUGGCGGAGCUGUUUUCGUCUCAGCGAACGGUUCCUGGCCAAGUGGAAAUUCGAGACAUUGCUGGCCUGAUCAAGGGUGCCAGCACUGGAGCGGGCAUGGGCAACGCCUUCCUGAGCCAGAUCCGCGGCGUGCAGGUGGUGUUCCAUGUGGUUCGCUGCUUCAGCGACCAGAAGGUUGUGCACGUUGAGGACCCCAUCAACAUCGACCCAGUCAAGGAGUACGAGUCUAUCCUCGAGGAGCUGGUAAUUGCAGACCUCGAGUACGCUUCCAAAAGGCUCCCGGCUUUGCGGAAGAAGGCCACGACGGCGCCAUCAGCUGGAUCGGAUCCAGCAAAGAUGCUGGCUAUCUACGAGGAGAUCUUGAAGUGCCUCGAAGAUGGCAAGCCAGCGCGUUAUGCCCUCGCACGUCAGGACGAAGACUGCUUGUCGCCCAGUGACGACUUCCUCGCGCAGCUGAUCACCGCGAAGCCAGUGGUAGUCCUGGCCAACGUUGCCGCGGAGGACGCCGCAAGUGGCAACGAGUUCACGGCCCGCUUGGCGGAGCAUGUGCAGACUGAUGCCCAGGCACUGGGCGGGCUAGCGAGCCGAUUCAUCAUUGUGUCUGCCCAACUAGAAGCAGAAGUUGCCGCGUUGGAUGACAAGGACUUUCAGGCAGAGUACUUGGAGUCCUUCGGGCUCGACACCAACUCGCCCAGGGCUCUGAGCCGAGUCCUCGCCGAGAGUCAGAGCCUUCUGAAGCUGAUCUCCUUCCUCACCGUCGGCGAGAUGGAGGUGCGAGCGAAAGAGAUGCCUUGUGCAUUGGACGAGCAGGUCCAGAUGCUACCCGAGAUUCUAGAUGUACCCUUACCGUGCACAUACCUUCUGUACAAAGGCAGCCUUGCUCGGGUUUGA